GAUAAAGAAUGCAUCAAGGAUGUGCAUGAGCGCAGUAUUACGUAUGAAGGCAACAGGAGCGUUUCAUAAAUUGUGUUUGUCUGAUGAUUAUAAAUUGAUAUUAUUUGUGUUUUGUUAAGACUAAACAAAUAUCAGCAUAUAAGUCAAUGAAAGGAAAAUAUUUAUAAAACAUGUAUUGGGUCAAGAUUUCGUGUAUUUUGUGCAUGUUUGGAUGUUUUAAAGACUUUCGACCUUCGGAAUCAUUUGUGACCGAUUAUUUAACUGGAUGGAAAAACUUUACAGCUAGUGAAGUAAAUCAUGAAAUCUAUCCUGUGACUACAUAUAGCUAUUUAUCGACAUUAAUAAUCAUGUUCCUGAUCACAGAUUUUAUUAGAUAUAAACCUAUCAUAAUACUCUGUGGUCUCUCUGGUAUUAUAAGUUUUCUUCUAAUAAUACUUGGAAAGAUUGUACUGGUUUUGCAAAUAGCCAAAUUCUUUUUUGGCUUAUUUAUGUCCGCGGAAGUGGCUUAUUAUACUUACAUAUAUGCCAAAGUAGAUAAAAAACACUAUCAAGAGGUCACAAGCCACACUAAAGCGGCUUCUUUAUUUGGACGCAGUAUGUCUGGCAUCAUAGCUCAAUUGACAGCUUCUUUCGAUUUACUAAACUAUCAUCAACUUAAUUACCUAACACUUUCAUCUAUUAGCAUUGCGACAGUUUGGUCAUUUUUUUUGCCUCGUGUGGGUCAAUCGAUUUAUUUUCAUCGUGUUAGCGCUUCUGAUGACGAAGAGAAUAAUGCUGCUGCUGUACAACAAACGAUCGAUCAAUCAGGACAACCGAGUAAUCCGCGAAUAUCGUCGUGUGAUAAAAAUGAUAAAACACAAUCAGACACAUUGCUCCACAAAAUCAGGAACGCAUAUGCGCUGUUGUGGAAACACUUCGUGCUAGCUUACACUAAUUAUCGUGUAAUCAAAUGGUCGGCUUGGUGGUCUUUGUCUACUUGCGGUUAUCUUCUGGUUGCUACUUAUUCACAACUGUUGUGGCAAACCGCAGUGAAGCCAGGCGAUAGAAUCUACAAUGGCGCUGUGGAUUUUGCAUACGCGAUUGUAGGUGCAAUGAGCGUAUUUUCUGUUGGGAAAUUACGUUUAAACUGGGCUUUAUUAGGAGAUAUAAUAUGUUCUUUAUUUGCCUUCUUAGAAGGGUGUAUAUUAUUGACAUCCUCUUACAGUUACAACAUUUGGUUCCUGUACACUGGCUAUAUCAUAUUUGGUGUAAUUUAUCACACUAUGGUCACUGUGGCAAGCUUUGAGGUAGCUAAAUGUAUAUCCGAAGAUAGUCAUGGUUUAAUUUUCGGAGUAAACAUAUUUUUUGCGUUAGUGAUGCAAAGUUUACUGACGCUUAUAGUCGUCAAUACGCUCAUGCUGGAUAUUCGACAGCAGUUCCGUGUUUAUAGUGGUUAUUUUAUGAUCUUGGCUGCGAUAUAUAUUGUGUUAGGUAUAUUCAAUAUCCUACGAUACCGAAAUAUAACUCAACGGCGAACUAGAUAGACUUCUAUAUAACAUAUAUCAAUAGAAAAUCAGAGAAUAGAUAUAUUUGUAAUAAUAUAUUUAUAUUUU
This is a messenger RNA of Pogonomyrmex barbatus (red harvester ant), 1592 nucleotides long. Its product is annotated as thiamine transporter 1-like. The record is from RefSeq and is a predicted model, not a curated record. Gene Ontology annotation, biological process: vitamin transport; transmembrane transport. Gene Ontology annotation, cellular component: plasma membrane. Gene Ontology annotation, molecular function: vitamin transmembrane transporter activity. Lineage: Eukaryota; Metazoa; Arthropoda; Insecta; Hymenoptera; Formicidae.